GAGAGCUUGUCUUUUGGGCAGCCGGGAGAGCGCCGCCAUGGAUCGACGUUGAGCCGCAAGCAGGAGCGGGGCAGCCUCUCUCCGCGGGGCAGUGGCCGCUGCAGCCUCCCGCGCCGUCGACGCGUCCGUGUGUGGGCAAAGGCAGGGCAGUGGCCGCUGCAGACUCGACGCAUCCGUGUGGGCAACAUGGGCUUUAGCAGGGGCAUCAACUACAGGGGCUCGCAAGGCCUGAAGCGCGUGGCGACCAAGCACAAGGACCACGCCCACCGCCUGCGCGCCAAGAAGGCGCACCUCACGAGCGGCUUCGCAAAGCAUUUGGAUUCCCUCCGGAGCUCUUCUCGGAAAUUGCUCAAGAAGCUCAAGGGCGCGAAGGUCGAGCCCGAGGAGCCCCUCGAGCCGAGCUUCGACGAGAAGCUCGAUAUUCUCUUUACGCGCUACGACGCGGACCACUCGGGCGAGAUCGACGCCGAGGAGCUCGUGAAGCUGCUCUGGGACCUGACGCCGCCGCGGGAGCGGCCCUUCGUCAAGCCGAACCUCGGGGACGCGAACUUCAUCAUGGAGCAGUGCAACGACAACGGCAACGUCGCCUACCUGUCGCGCGACGAGCUGAAGGACGCCGUGCUGCUCUGGCGGCGCAUCGAGAAGUCGACGCGGCCCUCGCCGACGGACCGGUCGCGGACGGGCCGGCAGCUCGGCGCGUGCUGCCUUAAGUUGUGUUGUGGGUAG
Pelagomonas calceolata is the source of this 726-nucleotide messenger RNA. The record is from the annotation of a GenBank genome assembly. Lineage: Eukaryota; Pelagophyceae; Pelagomonadales; Pelagomonadaceae.